AUGUCGGCUUAUUCAGAUUUCGUUGCUGGUUGGCUUGCAGGCUGCGCAAGUCUUUUGGUUGGGCAUCCUCUGGACACGAUAAAAGCACGAUUACAGACGAGUAAUUCGUACCGGGGUAUCACGGACUGCCUAACCAAAACUGUGAAGCACGAAAGGGUAAUCUAUAAUGCAGUAUUUCAUUUUGAUCUGACCAAAUAUAUAAGCUUAGGUGAAAGUUGCACCAAGAGAUUGUACUGGUUUGAAAAACUGAUUGGUGGUUUGUACAAAGGCAUGCUACUACCGUUCGUUUCUGCUGGCUUCUUGCACUCACUCUUAUUCACCGGAUAUGGUGUCACUAUUCGCCUAUUGCAUCCCGAAGAUGUCACUGCCGAUAAACGCAGUGAUUUGCGACCACAUGAGGCAGUAAUUGGCUCCAUUGUUCAACUUAUUCCGUCAGUACCAAUUGAUCAUGUUAAAACUAGGCUGCAGGUACUACGAGACAAAUCUGAACAAAGCAGCAAAAAAUUGAGGAAUUAUGUCGUCCGCCAAAGCCCAUUUCAGUGCGCCUCCAAAAUUUAUCGAAAAGGAGGAAUUAGGGGAUUAUACGAGGUAAUGGCUACGACUCCGAUUCUCUGCAACAAUGUUUUUUUUUUCGUUAAUAAUACCUUAUUAAAAUUUUUGCCGUCUUACUUCAAUGCGCUGCAAUUGAGGGUGAUCAUAGCUGGCGGAUUAGCGGGCAGUAGUAGUUGGCUGUGUAUCUGUCCACUGGAAUAUGUCAAAAAUCAGCUGCAAACGUCGAGCAGUCAGCGGGGUGGUAUGCUUCGAACAGUACUGCUCACUUAUAGGCGCAGUGGUGCCGGUGAAUUUUUCAAAGGUGGACUAACGCUUGCUCUCCGUGGAUUUCCUGUAAAUGCUGUUUUGUUUGUUGUCUAUACAAAGUCGCUCCAAUUUUUGGAGAGUGUUUGA
Molecule: messenger RNA, 945 nt
Organism: Gongylonema pulchrum
Lineage: Eukaryota; Metazoa; Nematoda; Chromadorea; Rhabditida; Gongylonematidae
Source: the annotation of a GenBank genome assembly